AAAUAAUCAUAAUUGCCUAUAAGUAUCACCGCACGUCUUUUGUUGUCUUUUCAAAACAUUCCCAGGUAUAACAACAGGUAGCUGAAUUGAAUCGUUGAUGUAGGUAGCGAAAGUUUUUUUUUUUUGAAUUGACAAGCAUCAGCGUUGAAAUCUUAGCGAACAACUUUCUACUUAAUCCAAUUUGUCACCGAAGCAGCGGACUCGCCAUUUCGAGUUGUGAGAAACGUUCCAGAGAACUUGUUAUGAGUAGUAUCGGUUGAUAACAUAUAUUUACACUUCUUUCAGAGAAGUGCAAACGGUGCAAAUUAGAUAAUUUCGAUCAACAUAGUAUUAUUUCGCGCGACAAAAAGGAGUAAAAACUGAGAAGAGAUAUAAAACUGCCGUGAUAAAAGGAUGUCCAACACUGUGAAUUUUAACAGGUACGGCGAUCAGCCAGGGGACUUAUAUGACGCACAGACUGAUUCCUGUCAGACCCCAGAGUCACAGUUCCCGGUGCUGUCCUCCUUGAAGCCCUACUACUGUCAGGAUUACCUGUCUCAGGACCCCGGCCAGGAUGUUCAGAACCCCCUUACUCAGUACAGCCAUCACUCCCUGGACACACACAGCCAGGACAAACAUUUCGACGAGCCAGACUCCAUCAACCCGGUCUCCUCCUCGGAGUACACCCCUCCCCGGGACAGUCACGGAGCCAGCUAUGCUUGUCUGCAACCCAUGGGGACUCAAAGCCGCAUCGGCGAACUAUCGUACUCGCUACCAUACAGUCAAAAUAAUAGCUACGGAUUUGAAAUGGACCAGAUGCACUACUAUAGCAAUGUAUCGUACCCCCAGUCCGCUCAACAUCAGCCCGUCUCAUCCCCCGUUCACCUACCACCCCCAAACACCGAACCCGCCCUGGCACCGAUACAGUCCUCGGCGCCCGCUGUCCCCUCCGGAUCGUUUAGCCCUUGCAUAUAUUUAUGCAACAGGGAUUUGUGGAUCAAGUUCCAUCAGCACACCACUGAAAUGAUAAUCACCAAACAAGGAAGGAGAAUGUUUCCAACACUACAGUUCAGUCUAAACGGCCUGGAUCCCCAUAAGCAAUACAACGUAUUUGUGGACAUGAUUCUGGCGGACCCCCACCACUGGAAGUUCCAAAACGGCAAAUGGGUGCCAUGCGGACAGGCAGAACAGCUCUCUCAAAACGGCCGUGUCUAUCUCCACCCGGACUCCCCUAGUUCCGGUGCCCACUGGAUGAAGCAGGAUAUAGUGUUUGGGAAGCUGAAACUGACCAACAAUCGAGCUCUGGACCAGGGCCAAGUCAGCCAGAUUGUUUUGAACUCAAUGCAUAAAUACCAACCACGAAUCCAUGUUAUUGAAGUCGGCUCACAUGGCCCAAAUGAACAGAAAAGUCUCCAGACGCAUGCGUUUCCGGAAACACAGUUUAUUGCCGUGACUGCAUACCAAAACACAGACAUAACGCAACUUAAGAUAGACCAUAAUCCUUUUGCCAAGGGUUUUCGUGACAACUACGACGGACGGCACAUCGACAACGUCAGCCAAUCCCGACCCAAUUAUAUGACUUAUUCACAACCCGGGAUAUAUCCGGCCGCUGUCGCCUACACAGGGACGACUUCUGCUGCACGGGCAGUCACAUAUCCUCCUCAAAUUUCAACACAAUACCAACCAAACUCUAUCCAAGAAAACGUCCUUCCCAGCAUCCACGACGUUUCCGGUAUGGGUGAGAUUAAGCAGAUAGACGAAAGUUGUUAUUCGAACAGUUAUAACUUUGGCGCUCAUAUGAUGAUGUCAGAAGCAAUUAAUGUGCAACCGGAACAAGUCAAACCUGUCAUCAAAAAAGAAAUUGGAGGCUCGCCAUGUGAUCAAGCAGCGUCGGUGGCGUCCGAAAAUGAUUUGAAAAGAGCGCUGGAACAGGUGUUUGAAUAUUCACAGGACGCUGAUAAUGACAGUGAGCAACCGAAAAAGAGGUCGAGACUAGUGUACGAAAGCAAAUCGUCAUCGCCCGAAUCCAACAAAUUAUCAGGCGAGGAAAGAGCAGAAAAAGAAAGUGAACAAAAUUGUUCAGGAAUAAGCGAGGAAUACUCACACGAAGACAUUUAUCUAAGUAAUAACAAAGAACAAAUUUUAGAUCAUUCAGUUUUUCAAGGAAAUUUCCAAGGACAGCAAACAUCUGUGUAUUAAUGGUUUACAUUGUCUGUGUAAUGGUGGCUGCCAAUGUCUGUGGUUUCAAAGCGUCAUCGGCGUGCGUAGUUUACAAGGCACGUGAGACAAUUUAUUUCAAGAGGCGCCAUAGACAGUUUUAUUCGUUAUAAACCUGUAAGACAGUUGGCACAGGCGCGAUGGUCCGUGGAGCUAUUUUCAGUGGAUUGAGAGAACGAAUAGAUUGUGAUGAUAGAGGUACACUGGAAUAUCGUUACUACGUUGUGUUCCGUUUCUUGAUGUUGUCUGACGUCUUUCUGUGACGUCAGCGUGCUUUAGAUGUAUAUUGUUUUGUAUAGAAUUGAUGAAGUGCUCGGGAAACACACUGACAUAUAAAUAUAUGUGUUUAUAUGGCUUUAUGAAUCAACUAUUUUUGACAUUUGAAAAGAAACGAUGAUUUUAUAUUUUAUUGAUAUUUGACGCUGUUGUAAAUGGUUGUAAGCGGUCUCAUUAGCUAGAAUUGAUAUUUGUGGAUAUGUGUUAAUAUUAUGUGUAAAUAAAAUAUUCAAAA
Messenger RNA from Magallana angulata, 2707 nucleotides. Its product is annotated as T-box brain protein 1-like. Gene Ontology annotation, cellular component: nucleus. NCBI's taxonomy places the organism in Eukaryota, Metazoa, Mollusca, Bivalvia, Ostreida, Ostreidae. The coding region runs from base 394 to 2178 and encodes 594 amino acids. The record is from RefSeq and is a predicted model, not a curated record. Gene Ontology annotation, biological process: regulation of transcription by RNA polymerase II; positive regulation of DNA-templated transcription; cell fate specification. The transcript is spliced from 6 exons. Gene Ontology annotation, molecular function: RNA polymerase II cis-regulatory region sequence-specific DNA binding; DNA-binding transcription factor activity, RNA polymerase II-specific.